Myxocyprinus asiaticus (Chinese sucker) is the source of this 826-nucleotide messenger RNA. Its product is annotated as 28S ribosomal protein S24, mitochondrial-like. The transcript is spliced from 4 exons. The coding region runs from base 23 to 538 and encodes 171 amino acids. The record is from RefSeq and is a predicted model, not a curated record. NCBI's taxonomy places the organism in Eukaryota, Metazoa, Chordata, Actinopteri, Cypriniformes, Catostomidae. Gene Ontology annotation, biological process: translation. Gene Ontology annotation, cellular component: mitochondrion.
UGCUGAUGCCCUCGUGCAGUUUAUGGCAGAAAACAUGGCGGCGCCCUUGAUCAGACAGACAAAAUUGUUGUCGAUGGUUUGCAGUCAGUUAAAUUCUGUUGCAUGUUCGAGGAACAUUCACUGCACAGCAGCAUGUUUGAAGAACCGUGCAGCUCGUAUUCGAGUGGGUAAAGGAGACAGGCCAUUGACUUAUGAGCAGUCAUAUCACCCCCAUCACAUCGGGCACAGGAAGGGCUGGCUGUCCCAACACACCAGCAAUCUUCAAGGUGAAGAUGGAGCGGCAGAGCGGAUAGUGGAGGACGUCUUCAUCAGGCGCUUCAUAUAUGGCACAUUUCACGGCUGUUUAGCUGAUGAACUGGUGAUCAAACGCAGGGGAAACAUCCUUGUCAUUUGUGCUCUGAUGAUACAGAAGCUCUUACCAACGAAACUUUAUUUUCUCAUCGGGUACACUGAGGAACUGCUGUCUCAUUUCUACAAGUGUCCAGUUAAAAUGGAGGUCCAGACAGUAGAAGAAAAAGUAGUCUACAAAUAUCUCUAAAAAGACAAUGUGCUUUAGAAACUUAUCUGGUCUUUAUGUUUAAAAUUGUACAGAGAAUAAACAAUAAAUGACUUUCACAUAUUUUAAUUGAAGGAUCCUAUAAUGUGUAUUUCUGUAAAGACUAAAAUGUUAUAUUAAAUGUACUGGGGAGAAACAUGUUUUUGUUGUUAAUUAAAGGAAUAUUUCACCCAAAAAUGAAAAUUCUCCCAUCAUUUACACACCCUCAUGCCAUCCCUCUAGUAUGACUUUCUUCUGCUGAACACAAAGACUUUUAGAAGAAUAUCUCAG